Molecule: messenger RNA, 3030 nt
Organism: Procambarus clarkii (red swamp crayfish)
Lineage: Eukaryota; Metazoa; Arthropoda; Malacostraca; Decapoda; Cambaridae
Source: RefSeq, a predicted model, not a curated record
AUGGCCGCCACCACAGGGGAGGAAAACACACCAACAGAUGAAUGUUUGGAAGGAUUUUCAGCACAAAAUAUAAUGAAAGGUGAUUUUCUUGGCAGGUUAGUGAUUAUUGAGGACAUGGUAAAGAAUUAUGAAGAAACCGUAAUUAAAUUAGAACAAGAAAAUGAAGAUCUCAAGAUCGACUUUUGUAAUUUGAAAGGAAGUGUUUUGCAGAAAGUUAAGGAAAUUACCAGCAUGACUGAUAAGGUUAAGAGACAGGAGGCACAAAUCAAAGAACCAGUCAAAGAUAAUGAGGCAUGGAAAGUGAAGAGUGGUGAAUUUGAAGAAAACAUUAAGAAAAUAGACUCAUAUGGUGAACAAAUCCAAGGAACCCUGAGGGCUCACGCAGAGGAUACUAACCCCAUGUAUGGUUUACAGGAGGAGGCUAUUAACUCCAUGUAUGGUUUACAGGAGGAUACUAACCCCAUGUAUGGUUUACAGGAGGAGGAUAUUAACUCCAUGUAUGGUUUACAGGAGGCUAUUAACUCCAUGUAUGGUUUACAGGAGGCUACUAACCCCAUGUAUGGUUUACAGGAGGAGGAUAUUAACUCCAUGUAUGGUUUACAGGAGGAGGCUAUUAACUCCAUGUAUGGUUUACAGGAGGAUACUAACCCCAUGUAUGGUUUACAGGAGGAGGAUAUUAACUCCAUGUAUGGUUUACAGGAGGAGGAUACUAACCCCAUGUAUGGUUUACAGGAGGAGGAUACUAACCCCAUGUAUGGUUUACAGGAGGAGGAUAUUAACCCCAUGUAUGGUUUACAGGAGGAGGACAUUAACUCCAUGUAUGGUUUACAGGAGGAGGACAUUAACUCCAUGCAUGGUUUACAGGAUACUAACCCCAUGUAUGGUUUACAGGAGGAGGAUAUUAACUCCAUGUAUGGUUUACAGGAGGAGGAUAUUAACUCCAUGUAUGGUUUACAGGAGGAGGACAUUAACUCCAUGUAUGGUUUACAGGAGGAGGACAUUAACUCCAUGUAUGGUUUACAGGAGGAUAUUAACCCCAUGCAUGGUUUACAGGAGGAGGAUACUAACCCCAUGUAUGGUUUACAGGAGGAGGAUAUUAACUCCAUGUAUGGCUUACAGGAGGAGGAUAUUAACUCCAUGUUAGUGAUUAUUGACGACCUAGUAAAGGAUUAUGAAGAAAAGGUAAUUAGAUUAGAGCAAGAAAAUGAAGGUCUCAAGAUUGUGUUUCGUAAUUUAAGGAGCAGUAUUUUCCAGCAAGAUAAGGAAAUUACCAGCAUGACUGAUAAGGUUAAGAGACAGGAGUCACAAAUCAAGGAACCAGUGAAAGACAACGAGGCAUGGAAAGUGAAGAGUGAAGCUAAGAGUGAAGAAGUUAGCUUAGAAGCAAAGAAUGAAGAAGUUAUCUUAGAAGCUAAGAAAGCUAAGAGUGAAGAAGUUAUCUUAGAAGCUAAGAGUGAAGAAGUUAUCUUAGAAGCUAAGAAUGAAGAAGUUAUCUUAGAAGCUAAGAAUGAAGAAGUUAUCUUAGAAGCUGAAGAUGGCCGUCCGGAUGAGGAGGUUGAAGAUCCGGAUGAGGAGGUUGAAGAUCCGGAUGAGGAGGUUGAAGAUCCGGAUGAGGAGGUUGAACGUCCGGAUGAGGAGGUUGAAGAUCCGGAUGAGGAGGUUGAAGAUCCGGAUGAGGAGGUUGAAGAUCCGGAUGAGGAGGUUGAAGAUCCGGAUGAGGAGGUUGAAGGUCCGGAUGAGGUUGAAGAUCCGGAUGAGGAGGUUGAAGAUCCGGAUGAGGAGGUUGAAGGUCCGGAUGAGGAGGUUGAAGAUCCGGAUGAGGAGGUUGAAGAUCCGGAUGAGGAGGUUGAAGAUCAGGAUGAGGAGGUUGAAGAUCCGGAUGAGGAGGUUGAAGAUCCGGAUGAGGAGGUUCAAGGUCCGGAUGAGGAGGUUCAAGGUCCGGAUGAGGAGGUUGAAGAUCCGGAUGAGGAGGUUGAAGGUCCGGAUGAUGUUGAAGAUCCGGAUGAGGAGGUUGAAGAUCCGGAUGAGGAGGUUGAAGAUCCGGAUGAGGAGGUUGAAGAUCCGGAUGAGGAGGUUCAAGGUCCGGAUGAGGAGGUUGAAGAUCCGGAUGAGGAGGUUGAAGAUCCGGAUGAGGAGGUUGAAGGUCCGGAUGAGGUUGAAGAUCCGGAUGAGGAGGUUGAAGAUCCGGAUGAGGAGGUUGAAGAUCCGGAUGAGGAGGUUGAAGAUCCGGAUGAGGAGGUUGAAGAUCCGGAUGAGGAGGUUCAAGGUCCGGAUGAGGAGGUUGAAGAUCCGGAUGAGGAGGUUGAAGAUCCGGAUGAGGAGGUUGAAGAUCCGGAUGAGGAGGUUGAAGAUCCGGAUGAGGAGGUUGAAGAUCCGGAUGAGGAGGUUGAAGAUCCGGAUGAGGAGGUUCAAGGUCCGGAUGAGGAGGUUGAAGAUCCGGAUGAGGAGGUUGAAGAUCUGGAUGAGGAGGUUGAAGGUCCGGAUGAGGUUGAAGGUCCGGAUGAGGAGGUUGAAGAUCCGGAUGAGGAGGUUGAAGAUCCGGAUGAGGAGGUUGAAGGUCCGGAUGAGGUUGAAGAUCCGGAUGAGGAGGUUGAAGAUCCGGAUGAGGAGGUUGAAGAUCCGGAUGAGGAGGUUGAAGAUCCGGAUGAGGAGGUUGAAGAUCCGGAUGAGGAGGUUGAAGAUCCGGAUGAGGAGGUUGAAGAUCCGGAUGAGGAGGUUCAAGGUCCGGAUGAGGAGGUUGAAGAUCCGGAUGAGGAGGUUGAAGAUCCGGAUGAGGAGGUUGAAGAUCCGGAUGAAGAGGUUGAAGAUCCGGAUGAAGAGGUUGAAGAUCCGGAUGAAGAGGUUGAAGAUCCGGAUGAGGAGGUUGAAGAUCCGGAUGAGGAGGUUCAAGGUCCGGAUGAGGAGGUUGAAGAUCCGGAUGAAGAGGUUGAAGAUCCGGAUGAGGAGGUUGAAGAUCCGGAUGAGGAGGUUCAAGGUCCGGAUGAGGAGGUUGGGAGCGUGAAGGACACAAUGUAUGAACUCCGGCCCUGA